GGUGAAAUGACAGAUCAACAAAUGUUUGAAAUUCAUGAGUGAAAGUGGAGGAGGACUUGAUGGAUCAGAAGAAGAGUUUACAGAGUUUGCAGAGGCGAAGAGUGAAACAGAAACACCUGUCAGCUCAACUGAAAUAUUCUUUCAAACUGAUGAGAAGCCUUUUUCAGGGGAUGAUUUCCAAGUUCCCGAGCAAUUGCAGUCUUUAUUAAAAGUUGAAAAUGACUCUCUUUAUUUGACCAAGGUCAUUUCCUCACUCGAUGAAAAGGAAAGAAAAGACCUAUUUCAUUGGCUUAUGAACGAAGGUAAUCCCUUUUGCCAAGAAGCGGUAACUGUAAGUCAACCCUUUUCCCAAGUGAGUUUGGCAGAUGAUGUCUUUCCAUCCAUUCUCUCCCCUUCUUUGAGAAACCAUUCAGCAGAAACGGAGCAAUACUUUGCUCAGGUUUUCCAAAAGUUUGUUCAGAAGCAAGUUUUAGAGUUGGAAGAAACACCACAACCACCCGAUUCGCUGGCCAUUCAUCUUGCUAGUAUACUUUCUACGUCCGACCUGUCGUUACACUCCGCGGAAGCAGAGUUACCAAAAGAGAUAGCUCAUAUUAAGGAAAGAAUAGCAAAGAUUCCUUUACCGAGUUUGUACGGAAAAAAUGUAAACAAGGAAUAUUUGAACCGCGCUCCUCUAGCAGAGAUGUUGGCUGCUGAAAGAGCUACAUCUCGUGUUCUCAGGGAUAUGGAAGACUUCAAGCAAGACUCCCAGGAUACGGAAUAUUCCGAAUCUGAUCUCGAAGAUAUUCCUAGUCCAAGAAAUUGGCAGUUAUUUGUGACUUCUGAAGAGUCGACGGGUUCUUCUCUUCCAGAAGAAACUGGUAAGUCCCUGUCUUCUCCAAAGACAAAGGAAAGCAGUCAAAAGGAGGAGCUAUACGACGUAGAUCUGAAUUAGAUUCAAAGCUAAUAUAUUUCAUGAAGGAGAUGAAAGGGUUUGCUUUCACAAGUUGUAGUAUUCAGUAAACGUUGAACUCAUCCAUUCAUCUCAUCGAUCGAUGAUGGCUUUUGUAUU
Molecule: messenger RNA, 1051 nt
Organism: Galdieria sulphuraria
Lineage: Eukaryota; Rhodophyta; Bangiophyceae; Galdieriales; Galdieriaceae
Exons: 1
Coding region: 35-934 (299 amino acids)
Source: RefSeq, a predicted model, not a curated record